UGUGGGCCACAUUCAGAGGAGCGCAAACUCUACGCACUUCACUACCAGAGUUGUUAAGAGCCUUUUUAGGAACCAUUCAAUAUACGUUCAAUAGUGAUAUCCUUGGUUGUGGACAUUUAGCAAAUUUCGGCAAAGUCGGUAUCAGGAAGCUUUUGGAAGAAUGAAAAACAAGUCCUGCUAACUUCUCGAGUAGCAACGGCAGUGCCUGGCAGCCAAGCGACAUAGCUAGCAUUCAAAAGGAAACAGUAAAUUAUCCUUUUAACAGACGACUGAAAUGAGCUCGCCAGUAAACUUUCUGUAGAGUUUGGUUUGUGACAGUUAGGCUUGGUCCUUAGAAGUUUGCUGGGUUUUUUUUUCUAGCGAGAGACCAAGCGGCACUUUGGUCUGGUAGUCGGUCCAUGCGUGGGAGGGAGGGAUGUGUAGCCGCGGUGGAGUCGGGGUCGCCCGGGGCAGCUCUGGGCUGCAACCGAUGAAGGCGACAGUUCUCUUCCAGCUCAACAACAGCAACAAGGCUCAGACGACUUUGAGAGAUGCCAAGUCAGCCUCCGGCUCAGAGAAGCAGCUCUGGAGCUCCCUAACCGGGCAGACGGCACAGCAUAGCCCGUCUCUGGACGCCAUUGUGGGGCCAUAUCUGCACGGGCACUGGCCUAAAGAUGCCACACACUACAAAGACAAGGCCACACAGACUCCAGCCUCGUGGGCGGAGCAUCAGCAGGGCGGACCAAUAGGAGGCCUCCACAAGCGCUCAGCAUCAUGGGGCAGUGCAGCACACAAAGAGGUGUCUAGGCAGCGUCAGCAGCAGCCGUGUGCAGUGGUGCAGGGCGGCAGUCUGGAUCGCAGGAGGAUCCAUGCUCUCACUCAGGCCGGAAACAGCUUCUCACCACCUCUUCCCCAGAGCCAGCCGGUGCCCAUCCCCCUGAGUGCUGUCCACACUCGUCUGAGACACAGCGAGGAGAAACUGGACCAGGAGCUGGAGACCAUCUUCAAACAGCACUCGACACUGCUACACGCCAAUGAUUUCCUGGUGCCUAACGGUCGGCGUGGUCCGGUGCCCCCCUACAGCAGUGGCAGCAUCUACUCCUCCUCCUCUCCUUCCUCCUCCGCCUCCCUCUCCUCCUCCAUGUCACCGGGAGCCCUACACAUCACCUUCCCCUCUCCUCCUCCUGUCAUCUUUACACAGGACACCGACGGAGGCGGGAGUGGGAGUGGGGGUGACGUGCCGUCUGCGGCCCCAGCUCCGAUCUCCUGUGUUGGGGAAGGGAAGGCCCCUCUCUCCUCCCCUGCACCUCCAGCCUCCCCGUCCCCUGUGCUGCUGUCCUCGUCCCCGCUGCCCAACAAGAGUGUGUGCUUCCAGAGGGAGCCGCCAGAGGGCUGCGAGAAGGUGCCCGUGUGCGAAGAAGUACUGUCGUCCAAUGUGACUCGAGCCCCCGUCGUCCCCUCCUGCCCGGACCUAGAGAAGGUCAACUUCACCCCUCGCACAAACUCCACCUUCUGCCCUGUCAAUCAGCACAAGCCCCUCCCACCCACCACAGUGGACUUCCUGUUUCGCAACCUAUCGCUGGCGGGCCAGACUGGGGACGGGAACGCCCACGCCUGACUGCAGGACCAAUGGCAGGAGAGUUAGAUUCGCCACAUAAGGGCAUUUGAGAUGAGUAAAGUAUGGUAGCAAUAGUAUGUAUGGUGUGUAUGUGCAUGUGUUUGUGUGUUUUUUGUCUCUGUGAGUUCAGGGAGAAGUGAGCGCAGUCUACCCUUUCAUCAACUGUUUCAAUCUUUCAAGGGUGUAUGUGUUCUUUUCUUUCAUAUAUUUUUGUUUGUUUUGUGUAUUUUUUUGUUUUGUUUUCCUCCUCUUGGACCUGAUACAAUGGGGUUAUCAACCAACUGGCCAUAGGUGUGCGUGUGUUUGUGCGUGCGUGCGUGCGUGUGUUUGUGCGUGCGUGUGUGUGUGUGUGUGUACAUGCUUGUGCGCGUGUUGUAUGUAUUUAUGUAUUUUUGUGUUGUAUUUCUGCCCAAAGGAAUGACGUGUUGCCAUGGGUAUGGGUCACAUAGCAAGGGCACUACUACGUGGGUACAUAACGGGCACCUACAGGGGGCGCAAUAUAAUGGUACAUGUAGAAAGGGGGGCCACAUUGGGCUUAUCAAAUGGUGGUAGUUGUCUUUUUCAACGAAGUUCUCCAGCCAAAGUCGUAACGGCACCAAAGCAUAUGAUGUAACAACUUGCUUAUCAAACAUUAACGAAUGUAUGAAGUAAAAAAACAAUUAAGACGACAAACAAACAAAAAACGAUUUGAAAUCAACUCACAAAAUCAUUGACAAGAUUUGAGACUAUGAUUGGAUAUUCCCUCGUCAUGAAAUACAGCCCACUUCCACUUAACGCAUAUGCUGUCGAGAUGCACAAUACAAACACUGUGUGUUUGUGGUUUCAGUACUCGGGCAAACACUCGUUCACUGAAGUGGUAUGGCCGUUGUACUCAACUCUCAUAAUAUGGUAUUCUCUCACUGAAUGACGUUUGGUUCUUUUACAAUAUGCUGACUCCCAUCCUCGACCUGUGCUUGUGGCGUUGACUGUGGAGAAAAUGAUAAAGUUUCCCUGCUGUCGGCCUUGCCUCCACAACAACUUUUUGGGGACUAUUCUAUACCACAAGGAGGCAAGGGAGGACGGGAAUUGGCAUAUUAGAAAGAACCAAUGAAGACCCAAUUCAAGGGUGUAAGCCAAACUACUUCCUCCUUUUCUUUCCUGGUGCUUGUGGUCUGGUGAUGCAAGAGUCAACAUCAUUUAUGAUUUUUAAGUUUUAUUCAAGGUCUUGCAAAGGAACAAUUAAAAGCUCAUAUCUCAUUAUCUCACCACCACUCACCCCCACCCCCAAACGUUUUCAGGCCGAGUGAGAACCGUGCCGCUGCCCGUUCCCGCUCCUGCACCUUUAUAGCAAAACGUACGGUGUGUUCUCGCUGCAGAUCUUAGCAUCCGCGGACCUGAAAGUUGGUUUGCGGUGUGAAUCGAAAAAAAAUACUGCCGGUUCAUCCGGGUAACCCAGUCCCGUGCGGGAAAAGUUCCCAGCCCAGUAUGAACACGGGUGGUUCGCAGGUAAGCACUUUAGUGCCGAACGUAACUGGUGCGGGCACAGGCAGCGGCACCGCUCUGGGGUCCGUUUCUCGAAAGAGUCUUUGCUAUCGCCGUUAGCAAAGUCCUUUGUAAGAGCGACUCAACUCUUUCGACAGCGACUCUCACCACUGAAUCCAAGUAAACGGUAAGACGGUCUUAAGACGGUUAGCAACGACAAGAAUCGAGAAACGGACCCCUGGUCGGCCUGAAAACGUUAUCGGGCAGGAGGCCACAACCAACAGGAAAAGAUGGGAGAAACAAGUUUGACUUGCAUCCCAUGGGUGGAUUCCAAUAUGCUGACUCCCGUCCUCCCUUGCUCACUUGCCUGCUCAUGACCUCAUGGUGAGGUCACUGAUGAUGACAAAUUAAUUCAAUGUCUUGCAAAAGUACAAUUCUAUUAUUGUUCUCUCCAUGGAGGCGGGGUGAGGCCACAAGCAGAAGUGGAGGUUGAGAGUGUGCAUAUUGGAAUGCACCCCACAUCUUCCCACUCUGUGCUCCCCAGCUCCACUACUAGGAUGACUAGAGGAUGAGUGUCCUUGAACUUGAACUUUUGAACUCUUUGUGGAGUAGCCAGCCCCAGGGGUGGGUUGACCUUUUGAACUUGUAUACACACAGCUGUUGAACUACUGUUCGUGCCCGGUCUCGCCAACCCCUCCCUCUUUCCCUCUCUCCAUUUGAUGGUGUGAAGACUUGAAAGUGCAGCCCAGCUCCUGAAGUGCUGUGGUGUGGGCACCCAACCCCAAAUCCCCUAUACUCCCCAACCUGACCUGCCUCUCUCCACUGACCCCUAACCCCAAAAAGACAACCAUAACCUAAACCCCAUCCCAUUGUCCCGUCCAAACACCCAAACAUUAAACUACACCUCACCCUUCUUUUUCUCCUUCCAUUGACAUUAUGAACCGGAGAGAGGGUGCCAUCGUGACUCAUAAACUGCUGUACACGUCCCACUCCAAAUCACACCCAAGCCCCCCCUCCUCCUAUCCCGGACACAAACCCUUUCAUUACCCCCGCACCUCUCCAUCCCCACCCCCUUCCCAUUUGUGGUACAAAGAUACCUCCUCUUUGAGUGAUGUGCAAAGGGUUUUAAACCAAUAUACUGAUUGGUGUUGACCACAUGAUGAUAAUACACACUUAAUUUAAAAAAUAUGGUAUUUAUUCAUUUCGAAAAGGGAUGUUUGACUUUUUUGUUUGUUUUUUGUUUUUGGACCAUACCAAUUGUAUGACUACCUUAAAUGGGUAGGGCAUCGUAUAGUGGUGUAUCAGACAGUGUUUUCUCUCAAUUGUUUUUGUUCCGCAAUAUCAAAGAUGAGUUUGUCUUUUUCUUUCUUUCUUUCUUUUUUGUUACAGGGUAGAUAGAUGCAUUUGUACUAAGAUGUUUGCACUUUUUUUAGUUGGUCAUGUUUGCGUUCAUUCCUGUAUUCUACUUGAAUUUACAUAUUUUUUUACAUUUGCAAAAAAAAAAGGAAAAAUGCAAAAAAAAUGUAAAAAAAAAACUAAACUUGGACAGAUGAUUGUUGUUACUGUCUGCAUAAGCUACGAUCAGUUAGGGUUGUAUGAAAACGGCAAAAUGGCAGCACCAUGCUCGUCACACGCACUUAGAUUAUACUUUCUUUUCAUUUGUUUUUGUCAUCCGCUGUUUAAAUGUUUUAUUUGCUCUAAAUAAUCAAAUUACACUUGUGUUUAGAUUAUUCACUUGGGAACAUUUUGUUACAUUUAUCUAAGUGAUGCUGUUCUUGUAAAAAAAAAAAUCCUUUUUGACAUCAUAAAGAUCAUUUUUUAAUGAA
Molecule: messenger RNA, 4884 nt
Organism: Engraulis encrasicolus (European anchovy)
Lineage: Eukaryota; Metazoa; Chordata; Actinopteri; Clupeiformes; Engraulidae
Product: protein FAM117A-like
Exons: 8
Coding region: 416-1597 (393 amino acids)
Source: RefSeq, a predicted model, not a curated record